Molecule: messenger RNA, 1878 nt
Organism: Dichotomopilus funicola
Lineage: Eukaryota; Fungi; Ascomycota; Sordariomycetes; Sordariales; Chaetomiaceae
Exons: 6
Coding region: 1-1878 (625 amino acids)
Biological process (GO): ADP transport; transmembrane transport; ATP transport
Molecular function (GO): calcium ion binding; ATP transmembrane transporter activity
Source: RefSeq, a predicted model, not a curated record
AUGAGGGUCUCUGAUGUUGCUUCAGAGCUCGGGGCGACAAUGGAGGAGUCGCAGAACCAGCGCGACAAGCGCGUCGAGGAGCUCUGGAGGAAGCUCGACCCCGCAGGAACCGGGGAGCUGGAUUUCAAGGGCCUGCAAAAGGGGUUGAAGCGGAUUGAUCACCGUGCGUUAGGGAACCACAACGGCAAAUUCCGGGUUUUUGUCGAAACUGCCGAGAGGGAGUUGCUCGAGCUAUUCCGCUCGAUUGAUCGCGACAAGGACGGGCGAGUCAACAAGGCGGAGCUCCAGACGGCCUUUCAGCAUGCCGGCAUGAGCGUGCCAAGUCGGAGACUCUCAGGCUUUUUUAACGAGAUUGACCUCAACCGUGAUGGCUUUAUCACUUUUGAUGAAUGGCGCGAUUUCUUAUUGUUCAUGCCGAACAAUGGCAAUGGGUCACCGUUAGAGGCUGCACUCUCAUUCUAUUCAUCCAUUGUUACAGUCAACCCAGAGGGUGAUUCAGUGGUCAGUGAUGAUACACUGCAAGGUCUAGGUACGACCGGCUUCCUUCUUCACGCUCUUUUUGGUUCCCUGCUCAGAAUCGCCAACCCGGACCUUAUUACCUCUCAUCGUUCCCCCGCGAUCGCAAGCACGACCCCACCCGCCCAUGAUUCACCAUCGCCCACCGACUUUCAAUACAUUGAAGGACAACAAACAUCACCAAUACAAUCGAUACCCAUAGUCUCAGCAGACAUGGCAACGUCUGCGGCAACCGCCCGUUACGGCCCCGCUGUCGCCAUCACCGCUACACCCCAAUUACUCACCGACGCGACAGCUAAGGCACCUAUUUUGCAUUUUGAGAGAGCGCAGCAGUCUGACGCCGCCCCGGAGAUUUUAGUCACAGAGGAGGAGGAGGGUAAUGCAACCAGACUGACAGAUCUGCUACCCGAACCAGGAUACUUCCUCGCCGGUGCCGUAUCAGGUGGUGUGUCGCGGACUGCUACUGCGCCCUUAGACCGCCUAAAAGUCUUCCUCCUCGUCAACACGAAUACCAAGGCCAAUGUAGCCGCCGCUGCCGCUAAGAGCGGCCGGCCGUUGACGGCCCUGCGGAACGCCGGUGGACCAAUUGUUGACGCCGUUGUCAACUUGUGGAAGACGGGGGGGCUCCGCACUUUCUUCGCAGGCAACGGUCUCAACGUCGUCAAGAUUAUGCCGGAGUCCGCCAUUCGGUUCGGCUCGUACGAAGCAUCCAAGCGCUUCCUUGCCGCUUACGAAGGCCACAAUGACCCCACGAAGAUUAGUACGGUCUCGAAAUUUGUGGCAGGUGGUAUUGGCGGCAUGACUGCACAAUUCUGCGUUUACCCGAUCGACACCCUCAAGUUUAGGCUCCAAUGCGAGACCGUGGAGGGCGGACCGAAAGGAAACGCGUUGCUCUUCCGCACGGCCAAGAACAUGUGGGCAGACGGUGGUUUCCGCGCGGCAUACCGGGGCCUCGGCGCCGGCUUGAUCGGCAUGUUCCCUUACAGCGCCAUCGACAUCGGCACUUUUGAAGUCCUCAAGAAGUCGUAUGCCCGGGCCAUGGCGAAAUACUAUGGCGUUCACGAAGAGGACGCACACAUCGGCAAUGUUGCGACGGCAAUUCUGGGCGCAUCAUCGGGCGCAUUGGGCGCCACCAUUGUGUAUCCGCUCAACGUCGUCCGCACUCGUCUUCAGACACAAGGCACCGCCAUGCACCCGCCGACCUACACAGGUAUCGUCGACGUAACGACCAAAACACUCCGAAACGAGGGGGUCCGGGGUCUUUACAAGGGCUUGACGCCCAAUCUCCUUAAGGUCGCUCCCGCUCUGAGCAUAACUUGGGUGUGUUAUGAGAAUAUGAAGAGUUUAUUGAACCUUCAUUGA